This is a messenger RNA of Oncorhynchus tshawytscha (Chinook salmon), 1050 nucleotides long. Its product is annotated as ankyrin repeat domain-containing protein 1. NCBI's taxonomy places the organism in Eukaryota, Metazoa, Chordata, Actinopteri, Salmoniformes, Salmonidae. Gene Ontology annotation, cellular component: nucleus. Gene Ontology annotation, biological process: regulation of transcription by RNA polymerase II. The transcript has 9 exons. Gene Ontology annotation, molecular function: RNA polymerase II-specific DNA-binding transcription factor binding. Bases 83 to 1000 code for a protein of 305 amino acids. The record is from RefSeq and is a predicted model, not a curated record.
CCCCUCACCUGUCAAUACAGGGCUGAACUGAGAAACUAUACUUGCAGGUAGAGGGAGACCCUUGCAGGGACAACUUGAGGCCAUGGAUCCUGCCACUGCAGAAAAUGUUACCGCCAAAAAAUGCAAGCCUGGAGAAGCGGAGUAUUCAGAGGGAGAAUACGAGACAUCAGUUAACCAGGAGAAACAAGAUGACCUGCGAUCUCACAAGGACAGCCUGGCUAACACGGAUGUCCCCUUGAAUUUAAAUGUAGACAAAUCUGGACAUCUGAGGUUAGAGACAAUUGAUGACCUCCAGAAUAUUCUGCAACUGAGGAAGUCAAGAAAGAGAGCGAAAAGAGUACAAGUUCGCAAGCCACCACCCCCACCAGAGACUGUGCCUUAUUAUGUGAAUGAGGAAGAUUUCUUCAAGGCCUGCGAGGAGAACAAACUGCCAUUGAUCGAAAGGUAUCUGGAAAAAUCGGGAGAUAUCAACGCUUGUGACAAUUUCAGACGCACAGGCCUGCACAGAGCUUGCACACAGGGACACGUGGAUGUUGUGAAGAGGCUACUGGAGGCUGGAGCUUCAAUUGAGUACAAAGACAAGCUGGAUGCUACUGCUGUCCACUCUGCCUGCCGAGGAGGAAGCACGUCUGUGUUAGAACUGCUGCUCAACAAAGACGGCAGCUUCUCUGCCAGGGAUAAGCUCCGCAGCACUCCCCUUCAUGUUGCAGUUAGAACCGGUCACUAUGAAUGUGCUGAACAACUAGUCCACUGUGGAGCUGACGUCAAUGCCAAAGACAGGGAAGGAGACACUCCCAUGCACGAUGCAGUGAGACUGAACAGAUUCAAAAUCAUCCAACUACUCCUGCUUCAUGGAGCCAAUCCAAAACUCAAGAAUUGUGUGGGAAAGUCAGCAUUGGAAAGCACUCUGGAGUGGCAGAGUGGGGCUAAAUCAAUUCUCAGCAACUUCAAGGAUGAUGCAAAAACUCCUGUCAAGUCAAGUAAAGUCCUGUUCAAUUAAAUUGCAUUUUAUACAGGUCAGAACUCACUCAGAAUGAGUAGAUAACAGCA